Messenger RNA from Linum trigynum, 4653 nucleotides. NCBI's taxonomy places the organism in Eukaryota, Viridiplantae, Streptophyta, Magnoliopsida, Malpighiales, Linaceae. The record is from the annotation of a GenBank genome assembly.
CAUACAACUCUUCCUAGCAUACAAAUCUAGGGUUCCUCAAAACCUAAGUGAAGGGAAGUUACUCCAUAGAGAAAAGAGAGAAUGCAGAAAUCUUAUCUAGAUCUUCAAUAUCCAUCUCCAAGCUUGUUUUCCGAGCAUCAAUGGUGAAGAAAUCCUCCUUCAAGAAUAAUCCCAAGGUUCCUUCUCUCUCUAGGGUUUGUCCCUUUGGUGUCUGGGAUUCAAAACUCAACUCUCUCUCUUCAAAAUCUGCAAAAACGCAUUUAUACAGCUUCCAGAGGCCAAGUUACUGGCAGCCUCUUUGGAAUGCAUUCUGCUUCCCGGGGCCAAAGUGGCAAAGUUAACUUUGGAUAGGUUGCUGUCUUUCGGCCUUUCUCCCUCAUCCGAACUCCAAAUCAGUCGCCGUUUGAUCCCAGACGCUCGUAGUCUCGUCCUCUUUCUUUCUAUGCCUAGAUUAUAUGAUUCUUUUUCCAUAAAAUGAGGUAGAAAUCCAUUCUUCCUUGGGUCAUGCCCGAGUUUCUUCUCUCGUGUCCCCAAAUGAUCUCCGAUUGACUUGAAACUUGCGCCUAUGCUUCACUUUACGUGCUAGGAGCUGAAAUGUGACAAAGGAACACAACCUAGCGUAAAAUAGGUCAAAGUAUGAUAAACACCAAGCUAAACAAUCAAGAAAUGAGGGGUAAAAACAUAUGCAAAUUCACUGUUAUCAGUCAGCAUAUUGACGAAUAAAAAAGUAGUUGUAUUAAUAUUCGAAAAAUAAAAUCAAGAUAAAUCCAUGAUUAAUAUUGUGGAGAGUUUUGGAAGAAGGUAGUUUGAAAAUUGUCAGUUAUUUAGGAACUAAAUUCGACCAUUCAAGGUUGAUCCACCCUUCAAAAAUACAUCAUCAAACACACUAACGCACACUUAAUUGAUUUCUAUAACUAAGGUAAUGUACAUGCAAACGAUUUCAAACUCUGAAAUGAGAUUGAACCCAUAAUGCCAUCAAUAUUUGGCCUAACUUAAUGGUUUGAGCUAGAGCUUAAUUGCUUCUUGUAGAUGGUGUCCCCCUAGAGCUAUAGUUCCAUACCCAUAUGUAGAUAGCUUGAACGCCAUGCCAUCCCCUCUAUAUUAGUUUUAACUAACCCUACAUAUUUUACCAUUCUCAAAAAAAAAAAAAAAAAAAAAAAACUACACUAACCCGAAGGAUUGAUCGUGAGAGGCUGAGAGCUAUACCUACCUAUACUUGUAGUACUUUAAUUUGCCACCCCUUGUUGAUUGUGGUAUAUAUAUUCUCUAUCGAUAUUGUCACGAGACAACAACUUCACAUAAUUCCCAAAAAAAAAAAAAAAAAAAAGCCGCACGAUGAAUACUAGUUCAUCUCAACUUAUCGUGAGACGUGGAAACCCCAUAAGCGUCCCACCUCCUCAUCAGCCUGAAGAGUUCAAACAAAAAGGCAUGUUCUUUCUCUCCAACAUAGACCACAUUGUACGUUGGGUUCGCACGAUUUAUGCCUUCAGGUCCAAAGACAGAGGCCAUGAAGACGCCGGCGAAGUGAUCAAGAACGCCUUGAGACAACUCCUUGUUCACUACUACCCUUUUGCUGGCCGGUUAGUCACCGUCUCGAGAGGCAAGUUGGCCGUGAGUGGCUAUGAAGAAGGCGCUGUUUUUGUAGAGGCCGAGGCAGACUGUGUCCUUGAAGAGAUUGAAGACGUCGCAAAGGUCGAUCCUACUAAGCUUCGUGAGUUCGUGUAUGAUGAUGGUAUCCACGGAGGUGUCAAACCGUUGGAACAUUGCCCGCUUUUGAUCGGACAGGUGACCAAGUUGAAAUGCGGAGGGUUCGUGCUUGGAUUGUGUAUAUGUCACUGCCUCGCCGACGGUGUCACCGUGACUGAGUUGGUGAACUCAUGGGCCGAGUUAGCUAGAGGAAUGCCCUCAAUCUCUAUCCUUCCAUGUUUCGACAAAACCACGGUCCAACCUCGCGACCCACCAAAGGUCGACUUCCCUCAUCCAGAAUUCAUGGAGAUAGAAGUCAAAACAUCCAUUUCUCACGAGCAAUCCUCCAGGAAAGAAUCAAUGGUGCACAAGAUCUUCCCUCUGAACAACAAAACGAUAGAGAACCUUAAAGCAACAACAAUGGAGGAUGUGACCACCUGCACGACUUUCGAAUGCCUAACGAGCUUCGUGUGGCGAGCUCGAACAAGGGCGCUCGAUUUCGCACCCGAUCAAGAGACCAAGCUCAUGGUAGCCGUGGACGUGAGGAAAAAAUUGGAUCCACCAUUGCCUAGAGGGUACGUCGGGAACGGGAUCGGUGUAGCUUGUGUAACUUGUACAACAAGGAAGCUGCUCAGCGAUCCGUUCGCUGAGGUGGUGAUGCUAGUUCACGACUCUAUCACAAUGGUCCAGAAUGAUUAUGUUAGGUCCGCGAUCGAUUACUACGAGUUGCAUAGGACCAGCCAGUCUUUGGGUCAUACUAUGAUAGCGACGAAGUGGUCUAGGGUUUCCUUUUCCGCCACGGAUUUUGGAUGGGACGAUGCGGUUCUAAUGGCGCCGGUGGCUAUACGUGACGAGAUGGUGAUUUUCUUGCCUAACAAUGGUGGAAAGGAGGUUGGAGAUACUAAUAGUGAUAUAAGUGUGUUUGUUGGUCUGCCGGAAUCCGCCAUGAAGAUCUUCGACGGCUUGAUCGUGACUUUGAUGAAUUAAUUAGGCAAGGUUUGGAAAUUAACUUGCCAUUAUAAAUUUAAUUACUAUGAAGGGUUGAAUCUAAUUAGUUUUUUUUUAGUGGAUGAAAGUCUUUUGAAUUUUCUUAUCAUCUAUUUUGGCUAAUUUUUUAAUGGUCUACUAAGGCUAUUUAAGUGAUGGGAAAUGGAAGGGAUGAUAUAUAAGGAAUGCAUGUAUCAGAUGUAUAAAUAAUGUUGUAAUUUCUAUGUAUCGCAUAAAAGGAAAGUAUGUAUUAAUGUUACUAGCUAUAAAAGCUAAAUCUAGUAGUGUAUCAUAGUUGUUAAACUUGGUAGUACAUAUUGUACUAUAGUUAAUCCGUAAAAUAAUAUCCACUUUAAUAUAUUUGGAGAAUUUUUAGAAAUAUAUUAUUAGUGAAAAUAUACCAUAGUGAUAUGUAAGGGUGAAAAGUGGUACGGUAUCGGUAUCCCAAUACCAAAUAUUGAAUCACUGAUAGCGUCUAGUGUCUUAAAAUCAAUUUCAACCCGAUCCCAAUAAAAAUUUGGUAUCCCAAUCACAUAAGAUUUCGAUACGGAUCGGUAUUCUUGAUUACCAAAUUAAUUACAUUCUCAAUUAAUAAUAAAAUAUAUACAUAAAUAAAGAAUGGCUCAAACACCUCUAAUGUUGAAGGUUUUUAUCUCUAUGUUUGGUCCGACUUUUAGAAGAGUUUUUCGGUUUCAAAAGGUUAAGUAGGGCCAAACACCCAAAGCUCGGCUUUUGAAAAGCCAAAAAGCGCUUUUGUAUAACAUAAAAGCAGAAGCUCCGAUUUGCAGCUUCUGCAAAAAGCUGUUUUGAAAAUGCAACAUUAUCCUUACCAUAUUUUAAUUCUAUUUCAGAAAAUAUAAUUUUCAUUCAUUUAUAUCAUUUUAAAAAUAAAAGAAAUUAUAAAAUCUUAUUAUUUAAUAUAAAAGAAAUCUAACAAGAUCCAUUUUGACUACUUUUUAUUGUUUAAAAUUUUUAUUCAUAGUUUAUAUUAUAAGUCUUCUACAUUCAUUUUACACAACCUCCCAUAUUAAAAAACACUUCUAAUAGUUUUUCAACCAAACCAUCAACUGCUUUUUUUGAAAAGUACUUCUCUAAAAGAUUCAUCCAGCAGCUGCUUCUGCAAAAGCUACAGCAGGGCCAAACUUCCAUGAUUGAAAACUUUGGUGAUGGGAAGUUAAGGUGAGAAAAGUCUAAUAAAACCUAAUCAAAGUCCCCACUGAAUGAAAUCCAUCAAAGCCUCCAUUGAAUGCAUUCAUGGCAAUUUUCAUGUGCACAUUUGGGGCUACGAGACUAAAAAAGUGCCUUGAGUUUGCCUAAAACUAAGACGAAGACAAACAAGAUGAUGAUAUCUCAAUUUCUUGUUCUUGGUAAUCUUUGAUUUGAUGGAAUGGAAGUUGAGAAAUGACUAAUUAGAGUGUCAGUUUUUUUUAUUCUUAAAAUAACAAAGUUUGAGUGAGAGAUCAGAGUGACUAGGAAAACUUGAAAGCGAAGCUUGGAUUGGAUGGUGAUAUCUCAAUUUCUUAUUUUUUUAUAAUCUUUAAUUAUAAUUUUUUUUGCAUAUUUUGAUCUCAAUAUCAUAAUCUUGAAUACCAAAUAACAACCUAUAAUCAAUUCCAAUCUCCAAAAAAUAACUCGGUAUUUGGUAAUAUCAAAUAGUGGUAAAUUCAGUAUGAUAUUCGGUACAUCCCAAUUAUCGUUACCAAACUUCCAUCCCUGGUGGUAUGAAUAUACUAUAGUGUAGAAUCUAUCUAUCUAUCUAUCUAUCUAUACAUCAUAUUAUGGCAAUUCAAAAGUAAUUGUUUGCCACCUAAGCACUUGGAGAGCUCACAAAUUGCCAAGGUGGAUAAUAUUUUUACAAAAAGAAUAAUAGUUAUUGAUAUAUUUAUGGAGUUAUCUCUCUCUUCAUUUAAUAUUUCAUUUCCCUUUUAUCCUUUUUUUUUAUUAUAUCAAUGUACACAAUAAUAAAUAAUGUAUGAAAAG